CGUAAACACCACCAUUCUCCUCUAAGGCUCUAACAAUCCCACUUCUUGCAUCUAUUUAAACAGACUCAAUUCCACCACAUCUACUUCAUCUCAUCACUAAUUAAGCUUCAUCACAUUUAACUCCAAUAUCCUAUAAUAUUAUGGCAACUAUCAAAACUCUAGCUCUUUUAUCAUUCUUAUUAUUGUUGUCCACAUUAGCAAACAUUUCCGAGGGACGUGUUGCAAGAAAGGAUCUAGGCUUGGACCUAGGUGGCGUUGGUGUUGGUUUAGGAAUAGGUGUUGGACUCGGCGGGGGUGGCUCAGGGGCGGGUGCUGGCUCAGGUUCUGGUUCAUCAGGUAGCUCGAGUUCGAGUUCGAGUUCGAGUUCAUCCUCCUCUAGCAGUUCAGGUUCAGGUGGUGGGUCGGGAGCUGGUUCUGAAGCUGGUUCAUAUGCUGGUUCUCAUGCUGGUUCAGGAGCUGGAGGAGAUGAUGAUGAUGGUAACUACUAAGAUUCAUUUAACCCAAGCUUUUUUUGGGGGGGAGAAAAGUUUCCUGAUUAAGUUUUGCUUGUUGUUUAGAUUUCACAAUGUUUGUGAUCUGUAUGAUAUGUCACUAUUUACCUAGUUUGUUUUAUUUGCAUGUUAAUGUUGGGUGGUUAUAACUUAAAUAAGUAUAGCAAUAUAUAGGAGUGAUUAUUUGUAAUGUUUGCAUCUAAAUGUAAUUUUGAAGAUCCUCAACUUAAAGAUAAUUGAGCAUAAAUUGCUUGAAUAAUUAUUCUGUAGUUUGUUUUUUCAUAGCCAUUGUGAUUCUGAUCAUGUGAUUAUAGUUAUUAAUAA
Molecule: messenger RNA, 815 nt
Organism: Beta vulgaris subsp. vulgaris (sugar beet)
Lineage: Eukaryota; Viridiplantae; Streptophyta; Magnoliopsida; Caryophyllales; Amaranthaceae
Exons: 1
Coding region: 141-488 (115 amino acids)
Source: RefSeq, a predicted model, not a curated record